CGAUAAACGUAUAAAAUAAAACAUAGCCAAAUCAAACUUGUAUUACUGUUUUAAAAGUAAACUGUUUAAUACAAAAUGUUCAAAUAUUUCUUACUUUUUGUGAUUGCUGUGGCUUUGGCUGCCGACACAUAUUUGUCUGACGACGAAGAGUUUGAAAAAUUCAAGGCAAACUUCAACCGAAAUUAUGCUACUCCUAAUGAAGAACAGCGCCGUAAAGGAAUUUUCGUUAAUACUUUAAAUAAAAUCAAAGAGCACAACGCCAAAUUCGAAAAAGGAGAAAUUUCUUAUUCAUUAGGCAUAAAUCAGUUCGCUGAUCUUACCCACGAGGAAUUUCAAAGCAGAUACACGAUGAAAAACUGGGUAGAGCAACGGGGAAAACUUGCCCAGAAAACUGCUACCCACAAUUAAUGUACACAAUGAUCAAAACAAAAAGUACAGUUUAUAGGUAAAUAGAUGGAGUGAUGGAUGUGAUACAAAUAAUUAACUAUUAAUUAAUUUAGAGUUAUUAUAACGGUUGUUUCAAUCAAUAAAUUUUUACACAAAAAUAA
This is a messenger RNA of Diabrotica virgifera virgifera (western corn rootworm), 548 nucleotides long. RefSeq names its product crustapain. The transcript has 2 exons. Lineage: Eukaryota; Metazoa; Arthropoda; Insecta; Coleoptera; Chrysomelidae. Bases 76 to 408 code for a protein of 110 amino acids. The record is from RefSeq and is a predicted model, not a curated record.